This is a messenger RNA of Closterium sp. Yama58-4, 4662 nucleotides long. The record is from the annotation of a GenBank genome assembly. Lineage: Eukaryota; Viridiplantae; Streptophyta; Zygnematophyceae; Desmidiales; Closteriaceae.
AUGGGCAUCGUAGCUCGCGAUAAGACUCGCCGCCUCUGUCACUUACCAGAUCUGGUAAGAGCAGCAGAGUCAGCAGGGUUCGAGGUGCGCGUGCUGCAGUUUGAAAAGUACGACGUGUGGCAGCAGAUUCGUGAGGCACACCGACUGGAUGUUCUGGCAGGCAGCCAUGGAGCAGGCAUGAGUAACCUCAUCUGGUUACCACCCCAUGGUCAAGUCUUGGAGAUCUAUCCUGCGCGCCCCACUCCCUUCCUCCUCCCGGCCCGCAACCUCAACCCCGCUUCUGACUAUGGCCGUUGGGCCAGCCUCUUUCGGGUCGAUCAUGCUGUUGCGCUGCAGUGCCCGUUGCAGGAUGAACAGUGCCAGGUGGGCGAGCAGGUGGAGGAUCAGGUGGGGGAACAGAGGGGAAGCGACAUGGGGAAUCAGGUGGAUGAGGAGGAGGGAAAUCAGGUGAAUUCAGCAGAAGCUGAAGAGAGGUUUGUUGCAGCUUUAAAUCCAGCAGGUUUCUCUGGGGAAGAGGAACCAGGCGACAUUCUCAGCUUUGACAUUCCAGAGCCGUCGUCUAGUGCUCCGAUAAGAGAAAAGCACCGUGGAGUCACUGCGAUCGCCGAGGACAUCAACGGUCAGAAUCUUAUCCCGAUCUACCUGGACGGCUCAGAUCCUUCCGUGAUCGAGACCAUCGCAUCGGGCGGCUGCAAAGCCGGGAGAUGCCCCGAGUUCCACAUUUGCGAAGGAACCACUCCUUUCGGCAGCGGCUCGGGGAACUUCGCGCUCUGCGAAAGCAAACCGCUGAUGACGUCAGCAGUGGAAAAGACGAUUGAAAACAUGGACUUUAAUCUACUAUCUGACGUCACCCCGGUGUCCAAUUGCCUGGAUGGUUCCGCCAUUGAAAAGCUCCGCGCGGGGGGAGCUUCCGCCGCGCACCCCCCUUGGUUCCGCACAUGCCCUCCGCAAAACCCUUCCGCCGAUCCUUCCGCCGCUGGCGCAAGCUCCGCCGCCGCCGCCGCCGCUGGGGCUGCUGGGGGAAGCGGGAAGCUAGAGUCCUGCGUAGUGUCUCCUUAUCCCGGCCACGUCAUCAUGCUCCGUGACGUGUACGUCGAUCUGCACGGCCACGUGUUCAACAGCACGCACCGCUUCGUCUUCGGCGGGGGUCCACGGGGUUCCGACGUGUCCGGAAAACCAGGAGAGGGCGCCACGAGCGAGUUCUCUUAUCCGAAGGGGACUACAGCGGUGGUAUACGAGCACGUGUUGCAUCUCUUUCCCCCCCAUAUAAGCACAUCCGUGCACUCGCGCGCGCACGGGGAAGCAGCAGGCGCGGAAGGGGGGGAACGGGGGGAGGGGCGCGAGGCAAGGGGGGAGUCGGUGCGCGGACGAGCGGCAAUCUAUAGGUGGAUGGUGGAGUGGCUGUUACCGGGGCUUAUGGCGGUUCAUGAUGCCAUGCCGAGUUUUGAACACUACCCCAUGCUGCUGCCCUACUCGCAGUCUCUUCGCAUCAUGAGCCAUCAACUGUUUGGUUUCGACCUCGCCUCACGGGCGCUGCACGCACCCCCAAAGUUCGGCCCGGGGGGAGGGGACGGGGCGAGGGAGGCACACCCCCUCUUCGCUCACUUCCUCUUUGUUGUGAGCGCCCUGCCUCACCUCACCUUCACACCACACCCUCCUCCCCUCUUCCACCUCGCCCCCUCCGUUCCGCUCCCCCGCUCCCCCCAGGCAGCCCUCAUUCCUCUCCUGCGCCUCCCCCUCCCCCUCUCUCCUCCGCCUGGCCCGCGCCCGCCACUUCCUCCCCCCAGACGGCCUCCCCUCCUUCCUCCCCUCCUUCCUCCCCUCCUUCCUCCCCUCCUUCUUCCCCUCUUUAUGUCUUUCUGCUCUUUCUGCUGCGUAACACCUUACUUACUCCCCUCCUCCCAUGCGCUCCCCUCGUUCCCCCUCUCCCCCCCCCACCACCCCCACCCCCCCUCCCCCCAGGCAGCCCUCAUUCCUCUCCUGCGCCUCCCCCUCCCCUUCCCUCCUCCGCCUGGCCCGCGCCCGCCACUUCCUCCCCCCGACGGCCUCCCCUCCUUCCUCCCCUCCUUCAAACCCUACUCCCCCCCGCCCCUCUUCCUGUCCGCGGAUGGGCUAUCCGCGGGGGGGGAGUGGCUGGUGGUGGUGGUGCGGACGGGGUUAGGGGGAGUGGGGGAGAGUGGGGGGGGAGGGGGGGGAGGGGGGGCAGUGGUGGAGGAGGAGGAGGAGAUUGAGAGAGUGGUGGUGGGGAGGUUUGGGGCGGAGAGAGUGGAGAGCUAUCAAGGUCACAUGGGGAUGGACGAUGUGAAGAAGCUCUUCAAUCGAGCUCGCCUUCUCAUCGGCCCCUCCAGCCUCGCACUCUCCUCGCUCCUCUUUCUGCCUUUCAAUGCGGCCCUGCUCGAGCUGCUUCCGCCUCCGCCGUUAAACACUUCUGUUCCUGCUGCCCUUCACAUCCCACCAGUUAUCGACUCUUUUUUGACUGCUCACUCCUCUCCUCGCUCCACUUCCUGCCCUUCAAUGCGGCCCUGCUCGAACUGCUUCCGCCUGCUCGAGCUCCUGUCUCCUCUGCCGCUAAACACUUCUGCUCCUGCUGGUAAUGCAUUUACCCCUUCGACUGCUCACUCCUCUCCUUGCUCCUCCUCGCCCUCUCCUCCCUCCGCUUCCUCUCCUCCCUCCUCUCCUCUUCCUCUCCUCUUCGUCUCCUCGCUCCACUUCCUGCCCAAUGCUGUUCUGCUCGAGCUGCUUCCUCCUCCCGCUCUCAACACCUCUGCUACUGCUGGUUCGGCAAUCGACCCUGAAGGGUUUGGCACGCUGGCAGCAGCAGCAGGGAUUGUUCGGUAUGCCGUGCCUUGUGAUCCUGGAGUGGUGGGUGCUGCUAAUGCCGUAGCAGCAGCAGCAGCAGGAGGAGGAGGAGGAGGAGGAGGAGGAGGAGGAGGAGGAGGAGGAGGAGGAGGAGGAGGAGGAGGAGGAGGAGGAGGAGGAGGAGGAGGAGGAGGAGGAGGAGGAGGAGGAGGAGGAGGAGGAGGAGGAGGAGGAGGGGGGAGGGGGGAGGCAGGGGCAGGAGCAGCAGCAGAAACAGCAGGAGCAGCAGGAACAGCAGGAGCGUCGGGCAGCAUGUCUUGUAGGCUUCAACUGGUGGAGGCGGCACUUGAUGAGAUCAUGAGCGCACACUUCAGCGAUGUCAAACGGUCAGGAGGGGUGGACGGCGGUGCAGGAGGAGGAACGGGAGGAGCUGCUACUGCCUCUUCUUCUGCCUCCUCUGCAAUAUCAUCCCCUUCCCCAUCCCCACAACCGUCAUCACCAGCAGCAACAGUAGCAGCACCGCCACCACCGCCACCAUCACAACCACCACCAUCACCACCACCAGCAGCAGCAGCACCAGCAGCACCACCUGCAGUGGUUGUCACCCACCCGACCCGCAGCUCCCCUGGUUCAGAGAAGGACGAAGGGCCUCAACCCUCCCCUUGGUACGAGCUAAACGAGCAGCAGUGGGACGAGCACAGGGAGAAGAUUGCAGCAGCAGAGGGGGGCGCAGGGGCGUUUGAGACGCGGCUGUUUAACCUCACGGUGCCGCCUGAAAAGGACGAGACAGAGGACGGGGCAGGGGGAGGAGGGGAAAGAGGAGAAGGAGCAAGAGGGGGUGUGAGUGAGGAGGGGAGUGGGAACCAGACAACAGCGGGAAAGUCCCGUUCUCCUCCUCUGUUUCCGGAUUACUCGGAUCAUAUCCCAGGCACUCGCUUGCACACCAAGCGCCAAGUGCUGCUUUUCAACAAGUGGAUGGAGUGUGUGUUGAGGGAGGGGCGGUGGGUGUUUAAUGCCACGCCUCGCACUCUACCCUGGGAAUACACGGGUUUUAUGAACAUGUGCGAUCAUAAGCAGGUGGAGAAGCGGAAGGGGAAGGCGGCCUGGGGUGCAGAUGAGCUAGUGCUGAAAGGGACGAGUCCGGAUAAGUGGACGGUAAGAGAAACUCUUAAGUAUGAGUUUUUGGUUCCUGAGGAUAAGUGUGGGUCUGCGGCUCUUAAGAAAGUAGUGGAUGCAGAGUUAGGGGCGUUUGCCGAGAAUCCUGCUGCUGCUGGUGGCGGUGGCAGUGGUGGUAGUGAUGCUGGCACGAACGGCAGCAGCAGCAGCGACGCGGGUGCGUUCGCCAUGCAUUUCACCUCCAACCGCUGGCUCACAGUGGGAGACACCUUCGUCGCCAAAGAAAGCGUUCCCUGGUCCCAACACGGUGCCUUAGUCGACUCAGACGUGCUUCUGAUUAAUAGAGGAGCACAUUAUACUGAUGAUGAGGCUUACGUGAGGGACGUGCGGCGCGCGCUGCGAUUCGUCCGGAGGAAUUUUCCGGAUAAGUUGAUUAUCUACAGGAACACUCCGCCGGGGCAUUUCAAUUGUACGGAGAAUCUGGGGCCGUUGAUGGAACGACAGCCGAAGGAGAUUUUGCCGUUUAAUUGGGGCGGGUUUAUGCGGCAAAAUGAGCUGGCGAGACGGUUGGUGGCGGAAGUGGGAGGGAUUUAUAUGGAUGUGGAGGGGGGUAUGGCUUUAAGGCCGGAUGGGCAUACCAGCUGGUUUGAAGAAACGCCUCGGGAUUGCCUGCAUUACUGUACUCCAGGGCCCAUGGAUUUUUACGCGCAAUUUGUUUACAACAUAUUGCUGCAUACUGUUCUGUAA